AUGUUCCUCAACCCCAUCUUCGAAAGCAACCUAUUACUCCCCCGUCAACUCAACGAGGCAUACAAUGGCUGUUCAGGCGGUAUUGGCGACGGAGAGUGCCUCCCUUCCUCUCGAUGCCUUGGUAUAGUCUACUCAGAUCAAUGCCAAAGCGAUCCCACCGACUACACGUGCUGCCUCCACCGCCGCUGCACCGUCUCCGAAGGAACAGGCUACUGCCGCGACGCCUCGAACCAGACCUGCGAGGAGGGCGCCUAUUUCGCCGGCACAUCGUACCCCUGGCCCUGCCCCGGGCCGAAUAACAUCCAAUGCUGCGUGAAAUACACCAACAUGACGAACCACACAUCCGCAUCCUCGACUCGCGCAUCGACGGGGACAGCGACGCUCCCCAUCUCCAGUACAUCCACGAGUACACCCGCAAACACAAGCACAAGCACAAGCGCCGGCACAGGCAGCGAUUCAACUCAACCCCCGUCUCCCUCCGCACAACCACAAUCACAAUCUGGGAACGGCCUAUCCAGCUCGCAGGUCGGUGGCAUCGUCGGGGGCGUCCUCGCCGCCGCGGUGCUAGCCGGGCUCAUCGCGUUCAUCUUCCGGUUCCGACGGCGGCGUCGACGACUUGCGGCCGCGCAGGAGGCGGGAGAUCAACAACCGGCGCGGCGGGCUGGUGAGGAUGCUGCUGGUGGUGGUGCUGGUACUGCGGUCUCUACUGUGGGAUCGGCGACGCGAGAAGAGGACCAUGAUCCCGAGGGGAAGGGUGCUGCGGAGCUGGACGAGAAGGAGAUUCCCAUGCUGGGUGGGCGGAUGAGGCAGGAGAUGGAUGCGCAGGGGGAAGCGGCGGUGCAUGAGCUGGCGGUUCCGAUGGGUGGCAGCAAGGUGCUUGGGGCGGGUAGGCUGUCGGAGCUACCGGGGUCUAUGGGGAGGAUGGCCGAGUUGCCUGGUUCGGAGGUGGAUUACAAGCGAUGA
Molecule: messenger RNA, 963 nt
Organism: Aspergillus lentulus
Lineage: Eukaryota; Fungi; Ascomycota; Eurotiomycetes; Eurotiales; Aspergillaceae
Source: RefSeq, a predicted model, not a curated record